Arthroderma uncinatum is the source of this 1080-nucleotide messenger RNA. RefSeq lists its product as uncharacterized. The transcript is spliced from 4 exons. The record is from RefSeq and is a predicted model, not a curated record. The coding region runs from base 1 to 1080 and encodes 359 amino acids. NCBI's taxonomy places the organism in Eukaryota, Fungi, Ascomycota, Eurotiomycetes, Onygenales, Arthrodermataceae.
AUGCCACCACCUCCAUUCCAAAUUGUGGUCGUCUGUCCGCUUGAUCGUGUCCAGACGAGCGUGGGAUUUUCCAGCAACAGCAAUGUACACCAUCUGACGGAUCUCUGGCGGCAGGCGUGUGAAGAAGAGGCUGUUGUCCGUUGCCCAUUGAUCACUCGCGCUCCUCGAGGCAUACGAGAAGGACACCGGUCGACGGUUAGGAGGGAGGAUCGGUAUCAGGGGCGUCCGGGGCCGCCGACGACGACGCGGUGGUGCAUUACGCGAAGACUCAUGAUGCUCGGCCUGGUCUGGAUGGCCGCGCUGGGUGAUCUUUCGAAUCCACUGGGUGAAUCUCGGCAUGCUCUCACGCAUCUGGCGACAACUACGGGCUGCAAGUUAGCUUUAGUGGUGGGGGAUGGGCUGGCUGGUCGUCCAUGGCAUGCUGAGGGAGGGCUGCAGGAGAAGAAGGCUGGGGGUCAGGACGAUGCUUGCAGGGCACUAGGGGAGGCAAUGCGACGAGUCGAAUGCUGCCGCUGCCGCGUCCAUCGAACAAUCCUGGGACGAGCUACUUGCACCCAGCCCGUAUCUGCGAGGACAGAGGACCUGCCGGAGUUGUAUAUAAUGUCUUCAGACAUGGAAGCCGCCGUCAAGCUGUUCUUCUCCUCUCCGCGAUUCGCGGUCGCUGGCGCAAGCACCGAUGCCAGCAAGUUUGGCUAUAAAAUCCUGGCGUGGUAUCAUCAGCACUCUCUGGCCGUCACUCCGCUGAAUCCCAGGGCGUCCUCGAUCUCUCUGCCGUCCAAAUCGUACACAACAGUCGCAUCUCCAUUGGACCUGUCUGCACCGUCACAGACAUCACUUUCUAUCGUCACGCCUCCAAAGGUGACUAUCCAGGUCCUGCGUGAUGCAAAGUCGGUGGAUGUGCCCGCCGUGUGGCUGCAGCCGGGAACUUACGAUGACGAGGUGCUGGAAUACGCCCGCGAGAACUUCAAGGCGAUGGUUGGAGGGCCAGGAGGACAAGGAAGCGAGGGCUGGUGUGUCCUCGUAGAUGGCGAGGAUGGCCUCGAUGCUGCUGGCGUCCAGUGGACUACUCAGAAACUGUGA